This is a messenger RNA of Lagenorhynchus albirostris (white-beaked dolphin), 1072 nucleotides long. RefSeq names its product translocase of inner mitochondrial membrane 9 (gene TIMM9). The record is from RefSeq and is a predicted model, not a curated record. Lineage: Eukaryota; Metazoa; Chordata; Mammalia; Artiodactyla; Delphinidae. The transcript is spliced from 5 exons. Bases 271 to 540 code for a protein of 89 amino acids.
GGUAUAAGAGCUAUUUGACAUCGCCAUUCCCACGUGUUCUCCUUCAUCCAGCGGCUGCGGCGCCGGCCCUGACCCAGAUCCUCCGCCCCCAGACUCGACUGGCAGCGGAGCCCCGCAGCCUCCUACUGGUGUCGGAUGCGAGAGUCUGUCCUUAAGUGAGAAAUCAGGCCUCACUGGAGACAUUCAAGCAAAGGUUGGACAACGACUUUUCCAGAACAGAAAGGAAACUCAUGCAUCAGAAAAGGUGACUAAUAAACAUACCAAAAGAAUAUGGCUGCACAAAUACCAGAAUCUGAUCAGAUAAAACAGUUUAAGGAAUUUCUUGGAACCUACAAUAAACUUACAGAAACCUGCUUUUUGGACUGUGUUAAAGACUUCACAACAAGAGAAGUAAAACCUGAAGAGACCACCUGUUCAGAGCAUUGCUUACAGAAAUAUUUAAAAAUGACUCAACGAAUAUCUAUGAGAUUUCAGGAAUAUCAUAUUCAGCAGAAUGAAGCCCUGGCUGCCAAAGCAGGACUCCUUGGCCAACCACGAUAGAGAAGUCCUAAUGCAUGGACUUUUGAUGAAAGAUUGCCAACAACUGUUGCACUGGAAAUGAGGAUUCACCUGACAGAAUCCCAUGAAAGCAGUAGCCACCAUGUUAAACCAUCUGUCAUGACUGUUUGGCAAACGGAAACCACUGGGGAAACAAAAUUGCUGUUUACCAGAAUAAUCAAAAUAGGUCUUAUUGCUCAAUGAAAAUAAUAAGAUGCAACACUUGUUGAGGCCUUAAGAUUCAGCAGCUUGGUCACUUGAUUAGAGAAAUAAACCAUGGUUUCUUCAAUUAUGACUGUUAAUUUUAAAGCAAAAUACGUGUUCAAUCAUGUAUGAGAUAGAAAAAAAAUUUUAUUACUAAAAGGAAAAUAAAUGGAAAUAUCACUGAGCAGUUUAUACUAUAUAGCACCAUAGCAUUCUGACUGGAUUGUGGAUACACUGAAAUGUUUUUCAAUCAAGAUCAUCCUCCAAGUAUUCCUGUUCAUUCAUGUCUGCCUCAAAUUGCUGGUAAAUACAUAAAAUCAAUUUAAUGCAC